GUUCUACCGCCAUCAACUCUAUUAAUUCCACCAUGAAAGUCUGCACAUUCUGCAACUCCAUCCAAAACCCAUCUCUAAAGUUCCAAUCUUUUCUCUUAAUCUUCUCAGCCACUCUCCUCAUUUGCUUCACCGAAUCCAAACUCCAAACUCCACCACUCAUUCUACCCCUCAGAACCCAACAAAUUCCAUCUGGGUCCCUCCCAAAGUCCCCAAACAGGCUUCCUUUCCACCACAAUGUCACCCUCACAGUCACCGUCGCAGUCGGAACUCCGCCGCAGAACGUUUCGAUGGUCAUCGACACCGGAAGCGAGCUCUCCUGGCUUCACUGCAACAAAACCCGGGACUAUAACAACACAUUCGAUCCGACCCAGUCCACCUCCUACUCCCCCGUCCCAUGCUCCUCAGCCACCUGCACGAACCAGACCCGAGACCUCACCAUACCCGCUUCUUGCGACUCCAACAAGCUCUGCCACGCCAUGCUCUCCUACGCCGACGCCUCGUCCUCCGAAGGCAAUCUCGCCGCUGAUACGUUCUACAUCGGCAGCUCCGGAAUUCCGGGUUUAGUAUUCGGGUGCAUGGAUUCAACAUUUAGCUCCAACUCCGACGAAGACGCGAAGACAACCGGGUUAAUGGGCAUGAACCGCGGGUCGCUCUCUUUCGUUUCCCAAAUGGGUUUUUCGAAAUUCUCGUACUGCAUUUCGGGUUCCAAUUUCUCGGGUCUCUUACUUCUCGGGGACUCCAAUUUCUCAUGGAUCGCGCCAUUAAAUUACACGCCGUUGAUCCAAAUCUCGACGCCGUUACCGUACUUCGACCGCGUCGCGUACACCGUCCAGCUGGAGGGUAUUAAAGUUUCGGACAAGUUGCUGCCGAUACCGAAAUCGGUUUUCAUACCGGACCACACCGGGGCGGGUCAGACAAUGAUCGACUCGGGCACCCAGUUCACCUUCCUUCUCGGCCCGGCUUACACGGCCUUGAGAACCGAGUUCCUGAACCAAACAUCCGGCAUUUUGAAAGUCUCGGACGAUCCGAACUUUGUCUUCCAAGGAGCCAUGGAUUUGUGUUACUGGGUCCCACAGGGUCAACCGAAACUGCCCCCGUUGCCUUCGGUCAGUUUAAUGUUUCGGGGGGCCGAGAUGAAGGUGUCGGAUACCCGGCUGCUGUAUCGGGUUCCGGAUCAGGCUAAGGGAAAUGAUUCCCUGCAUUGCUUCACAUUCGGAAACUCUGAUCUUUUGGGCGUGGAGGCGUACGUGAUUGGUCACCAUCAUCAGCAAAACGUGUGGAUGGAAUUCGACCUCAGAAAUUCAAGGAUUGGACUGGCUGAGGUGCAGUGUGAUUUGGCGGGACAGAGAUUUGGUCUCACUGUAUAGCUCCAUCGCUUCGAUUGUCUUAGCCUUACGCACUAUAAGAGCAACCUGCAUGAAACGCUUUAAUUGUAACUGUCUCAUUUCGCUCCAAUAAUUUUAUACUAGGGGUAAAUUUUUUUUCAUGUGCCAUAACAUUUUGGACCCAACACUAUGUAGCGGUUAGUACGGUUCAUAAUUUCUUCUCAGGCGUCGACGGUUUUCAAUUGGACCAUGUAGAUUUAUUGUGUAGCUGAGGACCAUGGUAUUUACAAUGGUCCCUCGGUAGUGUUGUCGUCUUACUAUCAUGGCUCAAUCAUGAUGGUUACUUGUUAGAUGCAUGGACCAUUUUGAUUGGAGGAUGAGAGUAGAGUAUAUAUAGAUAGUAUGAUAAGCAUUGUUUUUGUUGCACAAACUUGUUUUUGCCAAUAAUGUGCAAUGGAAGGUUUAAUUUUUGUGAA
Messenger RNA from Pyrus x bretschneideri (Chinese white pear), 1801 nucleotides. Its product is annotated as aspartic proteinase PCS1-like. Gene Ontology annotation, molecular function: aspartic-type endopeptidase activity. The record is from RefSeq and is a predicted model, not a curated record. The transcript has a single exon. Bases 33 to 1367 code for a protein of 444 amino acids. NCBI's taxonomy places the organism in Eukaryota, Viridiplantae, Streptophyta, Magnoliopsida, Rosales, Rosaceae. Gene Ontology annotation, biological process: proteolysis.